AUGUUGGCAUCAGCCAUAUUCACUGGUAUACUUGUGAAAUGUAUGGGGAUAUCUGAACAGAAAAGAAAACUUAGACAGGAAAAUUACUUCCUCGUCGAAAUACAAUACGUCCCCGCCGCCCCCGUCCAGCUGACGUACUCCUCCGGCGACAUCGUUCUCAGCCAGCUUGUUGUCGUGCACAAACGUCUUGAGCGACACAAUCUUGCAUCCAAUCUUGAGGUCGAGAAACAUGUUGACGAGGUUGUCGUUGAGCUGCGAGGUGAAGGCCUGAUUAUUCACCAGCACCACGUCGGCCCGCUUAAGGGACUCGAGUAUCGGUUCGUUCUUACGGAAAUCGCCCCUCUCGAGGUAGACCUUUCCGGGCGCUACCCCCCACAGCCGGCAGCGGGCGGCGAAUUCCUUUUUCUGCGCGUCGGCGAGGUUGCAGGCGUUUUCCAUCAUUUCGCACCCCCAACUUUCGCAGCCUAUUUCAAGGGCUGCUUGGAGCACGACGUUGCCAACGCCGGAUCCCAAAUCGACAAAAACCAUGUCCGAGGUCAGUUGGGUGCGCUCGAAAAUGUCCGAGAUGAAGGGGUGGAGGAGCUCGCCGUAGACAUUGUCGGUGCCGUUUUCGUACUUGGCGAGGAGCUCGACUUUGGGGGCAACGGUGCGGUCGUAUACCUGGUCUAG
Molecule: messenger RNA, 669 nt
Organism: Podospora bellae-mahoneyi
Lineage: Eukaryota; Fungi; Ascomycota; Sordariomycetes; Sordariales; Podosporaceae
Exons: 3
Coding region: 1-669 (222 amino acids)
Source: RefSeq, a predicted model, not a curated record